This is a messenger RNA of Periconia digitata, 336 nucleotides long. The record is from the annotation of a GenBank genome assembly. Lineage: Eukaryota; Fungi; Ascomycota; Dothideomycetes; Pleosporales; Periconiaceae.
UCUCGACUUUGAUACAUUCUCUAGCUUUCUCAUAUUGCUGCUGCACUUUGCGGUGACAAUACCGACCCAUCACGCGCCUGCAAUCGGCUUCCACACGACACUAUGCCGGCCAAGGCAGCCCGCUGUUCUAUCUACCGCGACGGCCACAGCUGAUGCCUUUUUUUCAUGCCGGAAUAUAUGCUUCCAAACCACCGCCAACAACAUACAUGUACAGGCAUGUUCAUCGCCUCCACGAUACCAAUCGUUGCCAGCCGUGGUAUCUGUUCGCGACCGGGCCACAUCAGCUGCGAAGGGGCAUUAAUGUUUGCGUGGUUAGUUCUUUGUUGCGUGCCUUAG